GGCGCGCGCGGGCGGCGGCACCUCCGGGCUCGCGCCUCCGCCGGCACCGGGCGCUCCCGGCUCCUCCCGCAGCGCGCGCCCAGGCAGCGCCGAGCCGCCCGGGAAGGGGCGGGCGGGCAGGCGGGUGGGCAGGUAGAUAGAUAGGUUAGAUAGAUAGAGGAGAGCCGGCUGGGUCCCGCUGCCUCCUGACCGUCAUGGCCGGCUCGGAGCAGCCGCCGCCGCGGGAGGACGGGGAGACGCCGCUGCCCAUCGAGGACGCGGAGCUGGCGCUGGCCGGCAUCAACAUGCUGCUGAACAACGGCUUCCGCGAGUCCGACCAGCUCUUCAAGAAAUACAGAAACCAUAGCCCAUUAAUGAGUUUUGGAGCCAGUUUUGUCAGCUUUUUGAAUGCCAUGAUGACAUUUGAAGAAGAGAAGAUGCAACUGGCAUGUGAUGACUUAAAGGCUACAGAGAAACUUUGUGAAAGCGAAGAAGCUGGAGUUAUAGAAACAAUCAAGAAUAAAAUUAAAAAGAAUGUUGAUGGACGAAAAUCCACUCUAUCCAUGAUAGAUCGUCUACAAAGACAAAUAAUUGUAGCAGACUGUCAAGUCUACUUGGCUGUGCUCUCAUUUGUAAAACAAGAGUUAUCAGCUUACAUAAAAGGUGGGUGGAUACUCCGAAAAGCCUGGAAAAUUUACAAUAAGUGCUAUACGGACAUUAACACACUUCAGGAAAUAUAUCAGAAGAAAACAACUCAGGAAUCCUUGACUUCUGAUGCUGCAAAUGAUAAUCAUAUUGCUGCAGAAGGUGUAACGGAGGAUUCGCUAAACAGACUGAAAGGUGCUGUUAGCUUUGGAUAUGGACUUUUUCAUCUUUGCAUAUCCAUGGUGCCCCCAAACCUGCUCAAAAUCAUCAACCUGCUGGGUUUUCCUGGAGACCGCCUACAGGGGCUUUCCUCACUGAUGUAUGCAAGUGAAAGUAAGGACAUGAAGGCCCCUUUAGCUACAUUGGCUCUCUUGUGGUACCACACAGUUGUUCGCCCCUUUUUUGCCCUUGACGGCAGCGAUAACAAGGCAGGAUUGAAAGAGGCAAAAGAAAUUCUUGCAAAAAAAGAAUCUGCUUAUCCAAAUUCUUCUCUGUUCAUGUUCUUCAAGGGAAGGAUACAGCGAUUAGAGUGUCAAAUCAAUAGUGCCUUGACCUCAUUUCAUACUGCUUUGGAGCUUGCAACAGACCAAAGGGAGAUUCAGCAUGUCUGCUUAUAUGAAAUAGGUUGGUGCAGCAUGAUAGAGAUGAACUUCAAAGAUGCAUUUGAAUCCUUCGAAAGGCUUAAAAAUGAAUCCAGGUGGUCCCAAUGCUACUAUGCUUAUUUAACAGCAGUGUGUCAAGGAGCCACUGGUGAUGUCAGUGGUGCUCAGAAUGUGUUCAAGGAAGUUCAGAAGCUUUUCAAAAGAAAAAACAAUCAAAUAGAACAAUUUUCAGUGAAAAAGGCAGAUAGAUUUAGAAAACAAAUGCCGACCAAAGAGCUGUGUGUCCUGGCAUCCAUUGAAGUAUUAUACUUAUGGAAGGCCCUUCCAAACUGUUCCCUCUCGAACUUACAGCAUAUGAGUCAAGCUUGUCAGGAUGUUGAUGAUUCAUCGGCCGUUGGUUUGAGGAAUUUGCUUCUUGGUGCCAUACACAAAUGUUUAGGAAAUUCUGAAGAUGCCGUUCAGUACUUUCAGCGAGCUGCAAAAGAUGAACUCUGCCGUCAAAGCAACUUGUACGUCCAGCCAUAUGCUUGCUAUGAACUUGGCUGUAUUCUGUUAGACAAUCCAGAGACUGUGCCAAGAGGCAAAACCUUACUGCUCCAAGCCAAGGAGGAAUUUUCUGGCUAUGACUUUGAGAACAGAUUGCACGUCCGCAUACAUGCAGCCUUAGCCUCUCUAAGGGAAGUAGUUCCACAGUGACGAACAGCAAGUCUUGUUAUCCUUUCCCACAGUUUCUGCACUUUAAGAUGAAGCAGAAGAAAGAGCUGUUGGGAAGACCAGCUUUUCUUCUGAAAACCACUUGUGCCAGAGACACUUUCCCAGUAUGGUCAGAGUUGGUAUGGCUUAGUAAAACAUUACAAUUUUAACUAAAGGUAAAUCAACCAGGAAGAAGGUUAAGUGACCUUGUGUUUUUAGCUCAUUGUUUUUUAUUUUAUUUAAACCAAGCUGAACACAAUUGCUUGCAGCUGUGGGUGAGCCUAAAGAAGCACACAUAAUUUACUUAAACAAUAUUGGCAAAUGUGAUUUUUACCUUUUAAAACAGAUCUAGAUCUAAAAUAUGCUAAGGGGAGCACUUCUGGUUUGAUUAGAAUAAUACAAUAAAAGUAAUUGGUGUAAAUUUUGAAGUUGGAAAUGGUCAGAAUACUUCUUUUUCUUUACCCAUUUGCCAAUACACAGGAGGAGGAAAACUGUUCAGCCACAAAAAGCAGAUCUUACUAAAUUUUAGUGGCUUAUGUCGGUUACCUCAUGAUUACUAAUGUGUGAAUUUUAAACCUCUCAUUGCCUUCCGUUUUUUGUCUCAUCCCUCCCAACCCAGCUCAGAUUCGUGAUAUGAAUUUAUGUCAAUGUUUAUGAUCUCUGCUUCUGGUACAUUCCAGCCAAAUACUUGGACAUGCAGUUACAGUGUGGGCAGUUCUUAUUUCCACUCUUAAUUUUCUGAAUGUAAUGUUAAAAUACAUAGGCCAGAUACACUAAUUUUAUGUAUUUUUCAUUCAAGCUGCUCAAUCUUUGUAGCGGUGACCUUUACAGGUAUUUAAAAAAAAAAAAAGAAACCAAAACACAAAACACAAACCCAAAAAUUUGCUUUGGUAGUUACACCAAUACUACGAUAUCCUGAGUCUCUGUAUGAUAUUUCAAACCUGUGGUGUUAAGAUAUUGCUAUACCUCAGAGAGCUUAAAACUUUUCUCAUGACCAUAUAAUUUUUAAUACUUGCCCAUCUGUGUGCUUAUCUGUAGCUUUUUUUACAUUGCCUGUAAUACAUAGUAUUUUCUUAUGUUUUAUAUUCAGUUAAUACCAUAUUCUAGGAAGGUAAAUAUUUUUUAAAAGAAGCUUACGAAUGGAAAUCUGACCAGAAAGUUAGUUGAAUUAUAUUACUUUGCAAAGCUAAGAAAACUGGAUAUCUUUGGAAAGAGUUGCCACGGCCCGAGGGGAAAAGGGAAUAGGGACGCGGCACCACACAAAAGGGUUCAGACGCAGCCGAGGGUCUGGGUGCAAUGCCAAUUUAUUGAGAGAACACGGGGACUUAUUAGGGUCAGUCUGAGGGGAGGAUUCAUAACUGGGGAGGUGCAUGGGACUGACAACCAAGGGUGAGACAGGACUGGGAGACAGGAGAAAGGUGGGUGUGACUUGUGGGUAUCCAGGGGAAAGGACCAAUGGUAGCUCACUCUGCACUGCACCUGCUCAGUGACCCCCCCUAAAAAUUUUCCUCCGUUCUCAAAGUUAACUGCCACUGUUCCAUGGCGUCCCGUCCCCAUAAUGUUAUUGGAAUAUUCAGAACGUACGGUUGCAGGGAUGCCGGCCUGCCCUCCAGCCCAUACACUGUCAAUACCUCACGACUCCUGAUGGGGUGUUGCGACCCUCCCACACCGCUUACUCUGGUGUCUGUAGACUGAGCUGGCCAGCCGCACGGCCAGUCUCUAGAGGCUAGGAUGGUGACGUCCACUCCCGUGUCUAACAAUCCCUCCACCUUAAUUUUCUGCGGGUGCCUAGGUGUAGAAAAAUAAAUAAGACAAGUUAAAAGAGGUCGCGAGGUCCUCACUGAGGUUGCCCAGUUGACUUCCUUCAGUGAUUCAUUCCUCUGUUCCUCGUCCUUGGACACCACGCACCAUCUUGGCGACGGGAAAGCGGCUCUCUAGCUGUACAGGUGGGAGAAGCAGUUAGACACACAGCGAUGUUAUCAUUGGUCAACCCUGUCAGGAGAGUGGGAACUACAACAAUGCCUCUUUCCACAACUGAAAAGUGAGAGAUGACUAAAUAUGUCUUGUCCGGGUUCACAUUAGCAGAUGGCCUGACCCUGGCCAGCUGCUCAUAGGAACUUAAAUGAAUUGAAGGGUGUAUCACUGAUAGUAUAAUCCAUUUUAGCGGGGUACACUGAUGUUUAAUGGGGACUGGAUCUGACGGAGGCUCCUGCACUACGGGGUAGCUGGGCGCAGUGUCGGGCGCAGGAUGGAAUGGAGCUGAGGGGAUACUUGUGUCAACGCGCCCCCCUGAGCGCUCUACCCCCCGUUUCCCGAAUGCUCACAAGAGCACAGGCAAAGAUCUGGUAAAGAGCUGAAUGUUACUUUUCUCUUUAGCCCUGGGGAUUUUCUGGGGGGAGGGGCUUGCCAUUGAUGUUUGUUAACGACCUACAAUUAGAGGACCAAUGGCGGCCCUUCCCACACCUCCGGCAGAGUGUUUUAGGGAUGUUUGGUUCAAGUGGUAAUCUUGGACAGUGCUUUUUAAAGUGUCUCUUCUGCCCACAAUUGAAACAUGAUUGUGACCCGGUGAGAGCAGCCGCCAAUAGACGUGCUUUAUGGGAGCCUGAGCCAGUAUUCUUGCAAGCGUCUAUCAUUUCAAGCAGAGGUGGUUUUUUUAACAUUUUCAAAGCUUUUUGGCAGUCCUCAUUAGCCUUUUUGAUUACCAAUUUGUUAAAUAAAAUUUCUUGACUCUCCUUUUGCUGGACUUGCCGGCUAAUUGCCUCCUUUAGUCUCAUAAUAAAGUCCAUAAAAGGUUCUUUAGGGCCCUGAUUAAUUAAUGUAAAAGAAGAGGUCUGGACAUAGGCGUCCACCACCCUCUUGACUGCCUCCAUUGCCAAUUCUUUUGUAACAUCUAAAAAUUUAGGUUCAAUUCUGGCCUGAUCGUUUCUGCUUGAAUAAUUUCCCUCGCCAUAAAGCAUGUCUAUGACCUGUCUCACCGGGAUCCCCCUUCGUUCCAUUUUUUCGUUAACAUAAGUAGUAAUCAGCUUUUUCCAUUCCGUUUCAAAAACAGAUGAUUGGAUGGUGGAAAAAAGUCCGUUCACUACUGCCCGUAUAUCAUAAGGAAUUAGUCUGUAAGCCAAGAAAAAUUACUCUAGGAAGCUGAUGGUAAAAGGCGCUCCUAGCCCAUACUGUACUAUCGCCACCUUUAUAUCCUUCAGCAUGGGAUAGGAGAUAGGCCUCCACUCCGGGGCCUUGCCCUCUUCCAAGUAAAUAGGGAAUGCUUUAAGAAAGUCUGCAUCAUUUGCCUGCGCAGCCUCUUCCCUGAAGGCUUUCCAGAUGUUAGGCUGUUUUGAUUGCCUCUCAGGGGAGUGCUGCGAGUAAUCUGUGUCCGAGUCAGGGUAGCGGCAGGCGGGAUAGGCCUCGGUGGUACAGGCCCUAUGGGCGUGGCCACGUUGCCAGAAACCGGACUUGACCUUCGCCCUGGCCCCGCCCCUCACUACCCUUCCAUCCCUGGAGGGAGGUCUCUCUGGUGAAGAGGCGGAACUGGAGGGAGAGGGUGUGCGUAUGUGCGUGUCGGGGGAGGGAUCCCUGACACACGCAGGUGGGGGCAGAGGCGGUCUGGAGGGUGGUACCGAGGGGGCCCGCCCCCUCUUUUCCCGUGCUGGUGACUCCCGCGGCAACUUUUCCCGCCUUUGCUCCUCGCGCUUUCUGCCUCCCUCCUUCCCGACACCAUUUUGUGCAUGCCGUGAGGUGGUCUUUCCUCCCCUCCCGCUAUCUUGUGUCUGUAUCAGUCCUGAUUUGGUGGUCUCACGGAGGCUGUCGUUCGUGCUCAUCAUUUGGUGCUGUAGCACCAUCAGAGCAAGCCUCCAGGCUAUCAACGCCUCCUUUGCUGUCCGGUCCCCCCUGUCAUUAUCUCGCCACAGGCUGUAGCCGAUGGCUUGCCACUGGUCUACAGAGGUGUCUUCUAUAAGUCUGUGACCUUUGUGGUCCAGCCACUUGGCGAGCGCUUUAGCAGAUUUUUUAUCUAGGGGGUGACCGUGCUCAAUGAUGAAAUCUUUGAGGCGUCUGUAAACAAGCCUUUGGGAGGUGGACAGCGAGAGUCCCAUUUUGAUGUUAUAAAGACUUCUGUGACAGUCCUUGGUGUUACUAUUCCUCCCUUUUUUGUUUUUUGGGUGAGGGUGUCAGGGUGGGAAGUGGACUGUCCCCAGCUGCUCACCUUCUGGUGUGUCGACCCGUGCGACUCCACAGCCCACAGUCGUCCGUCCAGCUGGGGGGGACUGGCGGGAUGAUCACCACUCCUGAUGAUCUCUGAGCCCAAGUGAGGACGCAGGAGUUCUCGCAAUAUGAGAGACCUUCAACUGCGCCCCACGUUGGGCGCCAUCUUCCACGGCCUGAGGGGAAAAGGGAAUAGGGACGCGGCACCACACAAAAGGGUUCAGACGCAGCCGAGGGUCUGGGUGCAAUGCCAAUUUAUUAAGAGGACACAGAGACUUAUAUAGGGUAAGUCUGAGGGGAGGAUUCAUAACUGGGGAGGUGCAUGGGACUGACAACCAAGGGUGAGACAGGAUUGGGAGACAGGGGAAAGGUGGGUGUGACUUGUGGGUAUCGGGGGGAAAGGACCAAUGGUAGCUCACUCUGCACUGCGGCAACUCUCAGCCAAUCAGUGACAGAGGAGCGGGAAAGCAGGGGAGAACAGGGGAGUAAACAACUUCUGGAGGGAAAAUCUGAGGGACUGAGGGGAAUAACAUUGGGGUACAUUAAACUUAAUAUAAAACCAAUGAUGAACUGGGGAAUAACAGUCAGUCCAAUAAGAUAUCAGUCCAUUCAAGCUCCAUAAAUGUCUCUCCAUGCUUGAAAUCGUUCCCAAUCGGAUUUCUCAUUCUCCUCAGAGAGUUAUCUAAAAGCCUUAUCUUUACUUUGGUCAGGUUGCCUUAAACAGUUCCGUAGCUUAAACUUUUUUUUUCUUCUUACCUUUUUGGAAACCGUGUUGCCAAAGUUUUAGACCUUGCCCACACCUAAUCUUCAUUGAUUUGCUUUUGAGGUUACAUCUAAAGCAAGACUGAUAUGGAGGAGAGAAGUAAUGUCCUAUUUCGUAGGCCAGAUGAAAUGGUUGAGACACUUAUUUCUCUCUAGAAAUACUCAGUUCUGCUAUGAAAGGCGUUCCUAGAGCAGAUAAACACUUCUGUUGCAGUUCCUGAAGGAGAGAAGGGACUCUUAAAAAAAGGAGUUUUAUUUUUCUAUAAUCUAGGUGUGUUACAGAUAGUACACUGGAGUUUUUGUAUUCCAUUUUGACAGUAAUGAGGCACAAAUGAGUGUUCAACCUUAUUUGGUCAAUCCAAAUAAGUAUUGACUAGAAAAUGGUAUAUUGUAUAUAUAUAGUGACUGCUUAGAGUUCAAAAAAUUAUUUUAAAAAUGGGCUUUAAGGUACUUGAAAUCUUAUUUUGUCGUAUCUGACUUUUAAUGUUUUGCAAUCAGAGACACAGUCUAUUCUGGGUAAAUAGGUGGAAACAGUACAGUACUGGCAAAAAUCCUUUACACUCCUUAAAUAUAUGAGACUAGGCUGUUCAGGACACAAAGCACCUGCAUGCGAUUUGUGUUGGGAUAUUUAAGGUCUGCAUACUUGGAGGUAGCUGGCAAAUUGUAGUAAAUUUACUAAAAGGCCUGUUCUCACCAGGCCAGGAGUGGGAAAGACACUAUAUGUUCAUGUAACAGUUUAAUAACUGUGCAAAUUGCGGCUUUUCUGUGGACUUAGCAAAUCAUCACAGCUGUAUGUUUCUGUAUUAAUUAUUUUUUCCUUCUCCUCGUAGGAGAAUCUCCUACAUUGUAAAUUGCAAAAUUAUUUUUUAUGUUAGAUUGUGCCUGUGAUGAGAAAAAUCUCAUUUUGUGUUAACUGUCAAGUUUUUAUACUUUGGAACUCGGAGGCAUGGUCUAAUAGCAAUAAUGGAAUAUGCAUCUUGCUAGUUAAUAUGUUAAGGCCAUCUUUACUGGGACAGGUUAUUUUUUGUUGAUGUUGAUGCAGUUUUUAUCUCAAUAUGACUCCUUUCAAAUAAAUAACUAGACUUUUUAGAUGUCACAAGGUGGCAUAUUUAUUGUGAUGUACUGUAAACGUUGUUAAUUUACAGAAAUUGCACUUUUAUAUUUCUGAGUAAAAUUAAAAGAAAUGUGGACAUGAGUUUUGUUCCUUUGCUCCUUGAGUUUGUCUUUUAAUUGGUGACCUCCUGAACAAGAGGAUAGCAAGUAUUGGGAAAACUUCUGGGAUGUCAAGUGACUCUGUAACAAAGUUUUCUAGUCAGCAAUUACCUCUAGUCUUUGUUCUUCCAGUAUAAUUACAGUCUUCUGGUUUAGAAAGUGAGUUACAUGUCAUGUUGAGCUCAACCAUAGAGUGAACAAGGUUUAAGAGACAUUUUUAAGACAUCAAAUUCACUUGUUCAUUAAAGAAAAAGAACCACAUACAAUUGUAUUUGUUGUAUUCCUACACCUUUGAAAAAUGUUUCUAAUUUACUCUAAAGCAAGCACUUUAAUUUCUCCUCUCUCUGACUUUGAAUGCUUGUUUCAUAUUCUAGUUAUGCUUUAUUCCUAAAUAAAAUUCCCCAAAUACUGUAUUGAAUUGCUUUUCAAUUAACAACAAUGUGAUUGUCUUUCCAACAA
Pipra filicauda (Wire-tailed manakin) is the source of this 8546-nucleotide messenger RNA. RefSeq names its product tetratricopeptide repeat domain 39C (gene TTC39C). The transcript is spliced from 14 exons. Lineage: Eukaryota; Metazoa; Chordata; Aves; Passeriformes; Pipridae. The record is from RefSeq and is a predicted model, not a curated record. Gene Ontology annotation, molecular function: protein binding. The coding region runs from base 195 to 1922 and encodes 575 amino acids. Gene Ontology annotation, biological process: otolith morphogenesis; cilium assembly.